CCCAACUCUUCAAACUCCCAAGCCUCCCCGAGACGGAGCAUGGAGUUGCAGACAUCGACAUCCCAUGCCCAGAGCAACGGCAACGCAGGCGAUCACAGCACCGCUGCGAUCCCCAACAACGGGCCUACUGCUACGGCUGGUACACGUACGCGCAGCAUUUCCCGACCGGAGGAGCCUCAAACAGCUCGAUCCAUGUUGAAGCUCAUCUGCGCCGGCUUUUCAUUCUUCUACGCCGGCACCAAUGACGGCACCAUCGGGCCACUUCUUCCUUAUAUACUGCGCAGAUACAAGGUCGACAGUGCUCUAGCCACGGUGAUGUUCGCACGAGAACCAAUCCCCAUCAAAAACGCCCUGUACUGACAGGUUCAUUUACCUGGUACUGUAGUUACGUGGGCACCUUCGCGGGCUGGUUUCUGUCUGCCCUGACCAACACGCAUCUGACGACAACGCUCCGUCUGUCCCUGGGCGCGACACUCCUUCUCGGUGCCGGCCUGCAGCUUCUGGCCCAGUUGCUUCGAUUCUGGGACGCCCCCUUCGCCUUGUUCGUCAUCACCUUCUUCUUCACAGCGCUCGGCCAGGCCCUGCAAGAUUCCUACUCCAACGCAUUCGUUGCGACGGUGCCCAGAGCUCAUCGGUGGCUUGGAUUCAUCCACGCCAUGUACAUGCUGGGCUGCCUCACUGGCCCACUGAUCGCCACGUUGGUAUCCAGCCACACCCAGUGGUACUACACUUAUGCCGUGGAGGCUGGACUUGGUGGCUUGAACCUGGGCUUUGUCUUCCUGGCAUUCGGAUGGCAAGGUCCGCGACCGCAACUGCUCGAGGUCCGCAACAACGACGUCGCCACCGAGGCGCGAAGGGAGUCUGCGGGUGACGCCACCGAAGUCGAAGCCGAAGCCGAAGCCGAAGCCGGGAACAACAACAGGGCCAGGUCGAACGAGCCGGCCCUCGCCAACGCUCGAACAAGGCACAAGGAAGCGCUGAAACAAAUCCAGCAGACCCUCCGACUUGGCUCGGUCUGGCUGAUCAGCCUGUUCUUUUUCUUCUUUCUCGGAGCGGCCAUCACGGCCGGAGGUAUGUUGUCUUCAAGUCUUCACUCUUUUCGCUCUUUCGCCUCAUACGUCGGUCCCGUAUUGACAUGCCAUACAGGUUGGGUGGUCGAGUACCUCGUCCGCGUCCGCAAAGGCAAUCUAUCUUCCGUGGGCUAUAUCCCAACCGGCUAUUACGGCGGCGGCUUUCUGGGCCGCCUACUGCUCGCCGAGCCUACCAAUCGCUAUGGUGAACGACGGAUGGUCUUCAUCUGCAUCAUCCUCUGCGUCGCUCUGCAGGUCAUGUUCUGGACAAUCCCGAACAUCGUUGCCGGUGGGGUGCUGAUCUCUGCACUUGGCUUCUUUUCCGGUCCGUUCUUCGUGAGUGUAAGUGACGUUUGCCAGUGCACCCAGCCGGGGUCAAUCCACUCCUUACUAGAAUUGAACCAACCCAAAACCGCUGACACUGUUAUUUGUGCUUGUUCACAGGGCAUAUCGGUGGCGUCGAAGCUCUUUCCCAAAUCCAUCCAGGCCACCGCUUUAGGCCUCGUCUUCGUCAUCGCUCAGAUGGGCGGCAGUCUCUUCCCGACCAUCACCGGUCUUAUUGCCGCCAACGCAGGUGUCAAAGUUCUUCAACCUAUUCUCGUCGGCUUGUUCGUCCUCGUCGCCGCGAGUUGGUGGUUCGUCCCGAAGGCGGACGGGGACAGAGACCAAGACCGUGAAGCUUGAUGCAAAAUGCUGCUACUACCGCACAGAUUGUACUGCCGUAGUCGGACUCGCUCGCGACGACGAGCCUAGCGACAUACUAGUAGUUAGUGAUCACGAACUGUUCGAUAAGCAGGCCUCGUGCUGAUUAGAUAUUACUAUACCGAGUAAGCGUGCAUUAAGGUACCUUAGGUUAUAUGUGCAGUCGUCGCAGGGUAAAUCAUUCAAUGCAGUUGUUUGCUAU
Messenger RNA from Exophiala xenobiotica, 1974 nucleotides. RefSeq lists its product as hypothetical. The coding region runs from base 657 to 1754 and encodes 365 amino acids. The transcript is spliced from 2 exons. The record is from RefSeq and is a predicted model, not a curated record. Gene Ontology annotation, biological process: transmembrane transport. Gene Ontology annotation, cellular component: membrane. Gene Ontology annotation, molecular function: transmembrane transporter activity. NCBI's taxonomy places the organism in Eukaryota, Fungi, Ascomycota, Eurotiomycetes, Chaetothyriales, Herpotrichiellaceae.